Apiotrichum porosum is the source of this 1461-nucleotide messenger RNA. RefSeq lists its product as uncharacterized. Bases 1 to 1461 code for a protein of 486 amino acids. The record is from RefSeq and is a predicted model, not a curated record. Lineage: Eukaryota; Fungi; Basidiomycota; Tremellomycetes; Trichosporonales; Trichosporonaceae. The transcript has a single exon.
AUGCCCGCCAUCGACAUCUCUGGUGAACGGGCUGCAAUCCCACACGCAGCGAUCACCAAGCACAUCACCCCCGGACGACAGUUCCUCCCCGUAUCCUCGUCCCCAGCGGGGCUAGCGGAAGAAGACGACGACGACGACGACGACACGGACCCAGAAAGAACCCCGGUCAACAACAACAACAUGCCGCCGACAGCUUCCAAAACGUCCGCGCAACAGACACUGCCCUCACUCAUCCCGGGAUUCCUUGACAGGUCCACGGCCAGCACAGCUUCACCGUCUGCCUCGACAACACGUACGCUACGCACCGCCACUCAUAAACGCACGACCUCGACAAUACACUCGCCCACAACGGCGUCUUCCUCUAAGCCUUCCUCGCAUCUUCCCCCGUCCUCCAUUCCGAUGAUUGACGACGACGACGAGUUUGAGGGAAUCCAAGAGAUAUCAGAGUCCGAGUUUCCGCCCGAGCUUGUGCCCCGCAGUGUGCGCAAACGCCCAAGGACGAGCAUUGGCACAAAGAAUGGUGAGUUUUGUGGGGAGCUGACGGGGCGGGCGAUGCUAACACGGCCAGCAACACCGCCAUCAUCCAACUGGGACACGGACGCCAUCGACCUCUCUGGACCCUCUUCGUCUCCUCCUCUUCUCCGCUCGUCAAGGACAUCUCCGGACAAGAUGGACACCUCCCCAAUCCCACCUCGUAAACCUCCUACCCGCCGCCGCGUCGUCUCCGAUACCGACAUGGACGAAAGCGACGACGACCGUGUCCCGCUCACCAAGCCGGCUUCCAAAGACAAGGGCAAGGGCAAGGCCAGGCCUAUUGUGGAGUUUACGCCCGAGCCUGAAGUGGAGCCAGAGGCUCUCCCUGGGCUAGGCGCUUCGAAGAGCCGCACCGCUCACCGUGGAUCGGGUGGAUCAGACGCCGACGAGUCUGACGAGUUCGACUUUGACGACUUGGACGCCACUGCCUUAUACGGCCUCCCGUUCCCUGGCGACGGUUAUAACAUGCCCAACUUUGCCGCCCGCUCGCGUAGUGCCCAAAUGGUCGAGGACGACGACGACCGUGAUCCCCUCGCCGCGAUCGGUAUUACCAAUCGCCCAAAGACCAAGACACCCAAGGGCAAGACGAGUGCGACAGGCGGAGUGCAAGCGUUAGCCAACACAACCUCACUGCCCGUCGUCGAGUUUGCCGACCUCACGCUCCUGCCUCAACUCGACGAGCGCUGGCAGGCGUUUUACAGAGACCACUGGCGCCGCGGUGCAGAUAACAGUGAUGAUGAAAGGGAUGGCGGCGGCGGCGGAGGAGGAGGAGGAAGGCGCGACGAUGGAGACGAGGAACAAGAGUUUGGCGUCGCUGUCCAGGCCAGCAAGCCCGGGAGGGGUGGGUUUGGCCGUUUCGGCGGACGCCCCAGUCGCGGUGGCCGUGGCAAGGCUCGCGGUUGGAAGCGUGGACGCGGUAAGAGGUAG